CGAUUAUAAGCGGCUUGCAACUCUGCAACGCCGCAAACAAAAUGGCUCUGAUUUUUGCAGACUAAAAAAGAUUCAUUUUGAAUUUUCGCAAUCUAAAAAUGCCAAUAAUUUGAAUAAAAUGAAACAAAUAAAAUAUAAGUUUCAAUGGCCGUGUGCACGAAUACAACUUAGAUGUUAGAUGUACAAUCGCAGAUUGUACAAAUAAAAUGGUGUCGAAAGUGCGUGACUGAGAUUUGAAUACAAAAACUAGUUAUUAUAAAACUGCACGCACACACGCACGAGCUGCAAACAGCUUCCUAAAAAUGGAAGGUAUGGAUCUGUGGACGUCAAUGUUUUCAACCGAUUUCGAUGAAGGCGAUGGUGAGGCGGAGAGCCACAAUAAUGGUAAUAACACGCUCACAGACGAUUUUAUAGGAGAGGAGGAGGAGGACGAACAGGAGGCUGAAGAGGAUGAGGGCUCGGCCGACGACAGAGGCAGCAAACGAAAAGGACACGAGCCCGAUGACGAUGCCAUAUUUGAUUUUGAACUAGCGCCCCUUGUUAGCAUUGCGGAACCAGAACUGGAACCGUUGCCUAGACCAACGGCGGCACUUCUGCAGCCUCCAAUCCCAACGGUUGCAGCCGUCCGACCCCAGCAUCGUCAGUCGUUGCCAGCUUCGUUUGGCUCCCAGCAAACGAUGGGUCGUGGCAGUGCAGGUACAGCAACCACAAGGCCAACAACCUCACAGAUCAAUGCCACAGAUGAGAACGGUCUGCCCAUCAACUAUGAACUGGGCGUUACCUAUAUAUGCCCCGCCUGCGGCGCAGAGUAUCGGCAGCAGGAUUUGUGGAAGCGUCACAUGAACCAGAUGCAUCAGUACAAUACUCGGCGUGGUCUCAAUUUCGUGGCCAUUGACAAGCUGUAUCAUCGGUGUCUGGAGUGCAACAAGCGGAUCGCGAUGCACAGUCGAGAGAAUUUGCUUAAGCACAAGUUCACCCACUUACCAUUUCGGUGCACCAAGUGUCACAUAUGCAAGCGCGAGUACAAAUACAGGCAGGACCUGAUGGUACAUUUGCGUAUGGUGCACUGUGAUGAGGUGGUGGCCAUGAUGCGUGGUGGCAAAUUAAGUGCUGGGCGCAAGACGCGUGUUCGCGAGCCGCGCAUUGAACAUCACCGCGAACAUUACGGACAGGCUAAUGAAGAUGAUGGUGUAGAAGUCAAGAAUGAGCUGAUGGAAGCGGAGAGCAGUGCGCAGCCAUCUGAAGAACCCAAUCUCGACUUGGAUGAUGAACACAGUCACAGUUCAAAUCAAGCGGCUAUAAAAAAACGUAACACUGGUGUGGCAGGAAAUGGCAGUGGAAAUAACAGUGGUGCAGCUGAUAUUUGCGAGGACUAUAUACACUAUAUGUGUCCGGACUGUGGCACCGAUUGUGAUACACACGCCCAGUGGAGUCAGCAUAUUGAAUUUGUACACGAUUAUGUCAGUCGCAGGGGUCUGAACUUUCGUUGCGUUGAUAUGCAAAUGCAAUGCCUCGAGUGCAAGCAGUUUGUCAUUCCGAACACCAUUAAGACGCUGCGCGCCCACAAGUUUAGCCACUUGCCCCAACCGGAGUGGAUGCGCUGCAAACUGUGCUAUAAGGGUUUUACGGAGCAUCAUGAAAUACUAACGCAUCUUCUUAAACAGCAUAAUUUGGAAACCUUAAUGCCUGAGAAGGAGGAGGAGGAACAGCAGCCCUUAGCUGUAGCCAGCGUGAGUGAUGAGUAUGAGGAUAAUCCUGGCAUUGGCUGCGACGAUGAAACUUCAUUACAUUGGGACGAUGUGCCUCGUCGAGGUGGUCGUAUUGGUAGCGAUGAUAUGUACGAGCCGCAUAUUGAUUAUCUAUGUCCGCAGUGCGGCAGGGAGUUCAUAGAGAAGAAACAUUGGCGCACGCAUGUUGUCCAAGUGCACGGCAUGAAUGAUCUGACCAAGUUGAAUUUUGAGGUGAUCAAUGAUCGCCAGUUAAAGUGCACCGAAUGCGAUAAGAUAAUAACGAAUGCCUACGGCAUACAGAAUGCCCAGCAACAUAGGAUAACACAUUUGCCCUACAAAGCCUACGCAAGAUGCCGCAAAUGCCAUAAAUCCUAUACGGAUCGCAAGGGUCUUGUCAAACAUUUGGCUACUUACCAUCGCGUGGGCUAUGAGCCGCGCAAAACUGUUGGAACAGGUGCUGCUACUUUGACGCCAACCACAACACAGACGCCACGCAAGCAGAUUGUCACCGUGGCCAAUGAAACUUAUGAGAUUAUCUAUUUGGAUGAGGAGCGAUCGCCGCCUAAUAAUAAUAAUAUUAACGAAGAGAAUGAUUUUGGCGAGCAAAUGCAAGCGGACGACGAUGAUUAUGCCAUAGGUAGUACCAGUGGAACAACGGGACGCCAGGCGCAAACACCUACUACUGCUGCACACAAUCCUAAUCCCAAUCGCUAUAAAUGUGUAGAUUGCGGCUCACUAUUUGCCACACAGACAGCAUUAAAGACGCACAUCAGCGAAGAACAUGAUUUUAUGGACACGCAAUACAGUGCAAAAAAGUUUGACAAUGCGGAGCCAACGGAGGACGCAGCUGUAGUACCUGUUGCCGUUACAAACACUGCAGGUGGUACGCCUGCAAUGAACACCUCAGGUGCUUCCACCAUAGAGCAGAAUUAUAUAUUCCUGUGCCCGUCGUGUGGAAAGGCCUAUAAGACGCAGUUCGAGUGGCGACGUCACAUCAACGAAGAGCACAAUUUCGACAAGCGGCAGUAUUUAAAUAUGCGCCAGCUGGACAAAUAUCGCUAUCAGUGUACCCUCUGCAAGGAUAUUGUAUGCAAUUCAAAGCUGAAAGGCCUGCAGGAUCAUCACUUUCGGCAUUUGCCUUACCGGUUAUAUCUGAAGUGCCUGGUAUGCGGCACCUGCUACAAUCACAAGCCCAACAUUGCAGCGCAUCUGCGCACACGACACAACAUCUACGAGCGCGAGUCUUCUUCCUCAUCUUGGCGUGACCAGCAGCAAAAGACCCAGAAUGGCCACGAGCAGCCUAAGUAUAAGGAUAAGGAUAAUGAUAGGGAUACGCAAGCCACAGUUGCCACCGGCACUAACUCUGCUUCACCUACACCCGGCAGUAGUCGCACGCUCAAGCCACAGCCGGGCGUGCUGCCCACACGACCUGCCGGUCUCAACACGUUGGAGGAUAGUAUAUCGUAUCAUAAUGCCGUGGAUCUGGACUUUAUUACUUAUUAUUGUCCCAAGUGCAAUAAAAAUUUUGACUCGCACGCCUUUUGGCGCAAACACAUCGUAGAGAUACACAACUAUAAUAGUCGGCAAGGUCUAAAUUUUCGCCAGAUUGACAACCAUCACUAUCUGUGCCUGGAAUGCUAUAAACGUGUGACAGUGACGCACACUAAGGGCGCUAUCGGGCAGCUACAGUCGCACAAGUUCCGGCAUUUGCCGUAUCGCUCUUUCAAGUGCUUGACCUGCAGCGGGGAGUUUGUGCGCAAGCAAAUGUUUUUCAAGCAUUUAAAUCGUGACACCAAUCGUUGCGACAACAAGCCAUUAAGUGGCCAGGAUGAUGAGGAUACAGCGGAUCAGCCAGACAGGCCAGCUACCAUGCUCGCCAAGGAGACACUUGAUGUUGCGGCGUAUCGUCUAAUGUGUCCACAGUGCGGCGAUGACUUUACCACCAGCAGCAAAGCUUUGUGGCGAGAGCACAUUAACAUCCAUCAUAGCUUGGGGAAGCGAGAGAUGCUGCACAUGCGCAAGCUAGGCGACGAACUUUAUCGCUGCACUGACUGUGAAGAGCAGCUGGAAACGAAGCAUCUGCGAGUGCUACAGCAACAUCGCUUUCAGCAUUUGCCGUAUGCCGCGUAUAUUCGCUGCCAGCUAUGCGAACAGCAGUCGGCGGAUGAGGUGGGUCAUGGUGUAGCGUCUGCCGGUUUACAUAGUAUGCGCGAACUGCAGCAACACAUACGCAACGAACAUCCGGAUGUGGUUGAGCAGAACGAGCAAAUGCAAGCACUACUCGACGAGGAGGAGGAUAGUCAGAAGCCAGCGGCUAGCAAUGAAACAACAGACACUGGUCUAUACAUGCCGCUGCCGCCGCAUUUGCUAGACGAUGAUGUGGAGGACAUGGAGUUCGAGGAACAGUAUCUGCUAGGCUAAAUACCAACACUGGCCAAAUCUUGCCAAGCCAGUGUUCAACAGAAUCUGCAAGUCUACCAUUAGGAGACGCCACUUACAAUUUUAAAUAUUAAGAUACAUCUAACUGAACAUAAGUAUUUAUAAUUAGUUUAUGGUUACCCGACUCACAUACGAAUUAAAAUUUCAUUCAGAAUUCUCAUCUAAAUAUUUAAGUAGAUUUUACAUUGCAACUAUUUAUUAUUUAUCACCAUGUCCUAAUCUCCCAGUGAAGUACCACAUAUAGUUGAUUGCAUGACAACCUAUUCGUGAAAUUACAAUGAGAUUUCUAAUUUACCUACGAUAUUAACAAGAGUUUGAUAACAAUUACUUGGUAUAUUUCUCAUUUUACAAUGAUUGAUUGGUCUCCAAUUGGAUUAGUUCUAUACAUAGACGAUAAACCAGACACAACAAUUAGCAACCUAAUAUUCUAUAUUAAAU
This is a messenger RNA of Drosophila hydei, 4607 nucleotides long. RefSeq names its product zinc finger protein Xfin. NCBI's taxonomy places the organism in Eukaryota, Metazoa, Arthropoda, Insecta, Diptera, Drosophilidae. Gene Ontology annotation, biological process: regulation of transcription by RNA polymerase II. The record is from RefSeq and is a predicted model, not a curated record. The transcript is spliced from 2 exons. Gene Ontology annotation, cellular component: nucleus. Gene Ontology annotation, molecular function: DNA-binding transcription factor activity, RNA polymerase II-specific; RNA polymerase II transcription regulatory region sequence-specific DNA binding. Bases 303 to 4151 code for a protein of 1282 amino acids.